UCAUCAUUUGCCUCUAGAACAAUAGUUAUUUUCGAGCACGUCUCUCGCGGAUCUCCAACUUCGAUUGUCGGAUGACCGUUGAAAAUGGCAGAAGUGAUCAACCCAGUCAUUCCAAAUCGUGCCGACGAUGACAAAUACGUCUACUUCCACUCGGGAUCCAAAGUGACAUACCGCAAAAUUGCCGAGAAGCCAACAUCGUUCACUUCUAUCCCAACCAUCGACAUUGCCGACAUAGACAGCGAAUCCCUGGAAGUUCGGAAACAAAUAGCCUCGCGCAUCUACGAUGCGUGCCACAACGUCGGGUUCUUCUAUGUCAAAAAUCACGGUAUACCCAAACACAUUGUCGACUCGACAUUCGAAAUCUUGAAGCGCUUCUUCUCCCUGGACCUAGAAACGAAGUUGGACGCCCACGUUCAGAAGAAUCCAGCAAUCCGAGGCUAUGAGCCGAUGCUUGAGACGAGACUGGAUCCCAGAACUAAAGGAGAUAUAAAAGAGGCAUUCACCAUGGGAGACUGCGUCAUGGAACCCGAGCAAGACUACACGGGAAAGACGGGCCUCCCGCCUCCACCAAACAUCACAAAGCCCCAGAACAUAUGGCCAAGAAAUGCUCCAUUUUGGCGUGAAGGGCUGUAUCAGUACUAUAACCAAGUCCUCCCCCUUGCCAUGAAGCUCGUCCGGAUCUUUGCGCUUGCCUUCCAUCUGCCAGAAACCGAGUUUGAUCAGAUGUUCAAGUUCCCCAUCACGGGGAUGCGGGCGCUAUACUAUCCUCCCACGCCGGCUGACGGUGACUCUCACAAUGUCGGACUGGGCGCACAUUCCGAUUUUUCAUGGAUCACUCUCGUGCUGCAAGACGCCGUGCCAGCUCUCGAAGUGUUGAACCAGGAUGGUGUCUGGAUUGACGCACCCCCGCAGCCCAACACCCUUGUUUGCAACGUUGGCCAGUACUUGGAACGGCAAACCAACGGCAAAUUCCCAGCCACUGUACAUCGCGUACGGAACAAAACUGGUCUUGAACGGUACUCGUUGCCGUUCUUCUUGACCAUGGACCCGGACGUGGAUCUUGGUGUCAUGGAUUGCUGCAUCGAGGACGGCGAGGAGCCCAAAUUUGAAAAGAUCAAUGUGGGAGAUCUCUACAUUCGGCGCGUUCUACCUGCACGUGAUAAGCAUCCAACAAGCAUCAGAUACAAAGAUGUGCCACAGGAUCAGUGGAAGUAUGAUUUGCUGUUGAGCUGAGCUAUCAUGCGUUGCUGGCUUCUGCUUCAAAUUCUCGAGUAGAUACCGAAUAUCACUGCUCCACAUGGCUACAAUCGGACU
Messenger RNA from Pseudomassariella vexata, 1314 nucleotides. RefSeq names its product 2og-Fe oxygenase family protein. Gene Ontology annotation, molecular function: dioxygenase activity. The record is from RefSeq and is a predicted model, not a curated record. The coding region runs from base 85 to 1233 and encodes 382 amino acids. The transcript has 3 exons. Lineage: Eukaryota; Fungi; Ascomycota; Sordariomycetes; Amphisphaeriales; Pseudomassariaceae.